This is a messenger RNA of Lingula anatina, 383 nucleotides long. Its product is annotated as activin receptor type-2B. Gene Ontology annotation, molecular function: activin binding; metal ion binding; activin receptor activity. Lineage: Eukaryota; Metazoa; Brachiopoda; Lingulata; Lingulida; Lingulidae. Gene Ontology annotation, cellular component: activin receptor complex; plasma membrane. The record is from RefSeq and is a predicted model, not a curated record. Gene Ontology annotation, biological process: activin receptor signaling pathway; protein phosphorylation; cellular response to growth factor stimulus.
CCCAAGCGUCUGUACAGCUCCAAGAGUGCAGUCACAUGCUCGGUGCAGGAGAAAAAUUCAUAUUUAUAUACAUGGCAACAGCAACCACGUGUGAAUAUUAUGACUCCCAAGUAGAGAGCUUUAACACCACAGAGCACUGCGAGACUCCUGACACGGGGAAGAGGGUCCACUGCUAUGCCUCGUGGAAGAACACCUCCCUGGAGUUCAAACUUUUGAAGAAGGGCUGCUGGUUGGACUACAGCGACUGCUAUGGCAAGGAACAGUGCAUUGAGAAUAAAGAUAAACCAGACAAGGAUGUUUUCUUCUGCUGUUGUGACAGGGACAUGUGUAAUACUAACAUCAGCCAUGUUCCUUUACCUACCACACCAAAACCAACAGAUUGA